AGAGUCUGUCAAUUCAGGAGAGGCAUUAGAAAGUUCAACAACAGGGAACCAAGAAGUACCUCCAGCUGAAGGAACUAAGCAAAUAGUAACUGUGGAGAACAAACCCAAUAACUGUCGAUAACAAACCCAGUAGUCAUGAAGCUAAGCGUUGCCCUGUUCUUUGCCGGCUUCUUCGGUGCUUUGGGAACUGUGUUUUUCUUGUUGUCUUUUGGAACGGAUUAUUGGCUUUUGGCUACUGAAACAUGUUCACCUGAAAACAAUGGAAGCAAAACCGUAAAUGCUGUUCCAGUUGAGCAUAGCGAUAUAGUCACAUCUCCAAAGAAAACAGAUACCACUUAUCAUCAUGAGGGCUUCUUCUGGAGGUGCUGGUUUGGUGGGAAACUUGCAGAGGACAAUAUAUGGAAGUUCUGGUUCACCAACCAGCCACCUUCCAAGUUGUGUAUGCACUCAUACCUCUUUCCAUUCCCAGUAACAACCCCGGUUCACAACUCCACUUCCUAUGACACUGCAGUCAUCUAUCGCGGGUUCUGGAGUGUGUUCAUGCUUGUUGGAGUGGCUGCUGUUGUGAUGGCAGGCUUCAUAAUCAUCUGUGCUGCUCCCUUUGCCAGUCAUAAACUUUACAAAGCAGGGGGAGGGCUGUUUCUAAUUGCUAGUGUGCUCUUCUCAGCAGUAGUUGUCAUGUAUGUCAUCUGGGUCCAAGCAUUAAGCACAAUGACUGACUAUAAACAGCAACAAGAAACAUCACUCUGUCCAGACUUUCAUAUCAACAUCAGAUAUGGGUGGUCCUUCAUGCUGGCUCCUGUGGGGAUAUUCUUUUCUUUACUGGCUGGAAUGCUUUUCCUAUUAAUAGGACGUACUGUUCAGAUGAACUACAACUGACGAGGAUGCUCCGGAAGCAGUGUAUGGAUGACAAAACUGUGGAUGGAUAUCAUAUAGAAUAAACUGGUAGAUUUAAUAUACAUUUUGCCAAGUGCAUUGUUACAGAAGUUCAUUACAGUACAUUUUCCAAAGUUUCUUUUUAUACUGUACAUCAGCCCCUAGCUGUAUUUUUAUUCAUUCUUCUAGAAUGAUUGGAUUCAUUAUAUUCCCUUUACUUACUACGGCCUGGAAUUUUGAGACCACAUUUAAUGAAACAUGAAUGAACAAGUCUAAGAUAAAUAAUAUACCGGUAUUAAACAUUUUUAAAUCAGUUUAAUUUCUUUAUACAUUCUUACCUUUUACUGAAUUGUGUUCUGUAGGUCAGAUUGACGAAUUUUCAAAGAGGUUUAUUUCAAUGUGUAAAUUUUUACCAAAGGUACAAAAUACCUUUGCUGCCUAAAAUACCUUAAAUUAAAUAUCAGAUUUUUUUUAUAUCUACCAAUGUAUUUUUAAUGGACAUUUAAACAUUUACAAUCUAAAAUAACCAUGCAGGUAAAUCUCCAAAAUGCAAGUUACAAUUUAAAUGUCAAUUAAGAUAAAUAUUACAACUCUUGCAACAAGCUCUUAAGUUUUUGUUAACUAAUUAGUGACUUGCUUUAAAGUCUGUUUUGACUGAUUAAAUGACAUGUGGUAUUUCGAAGUUUUAAAGGAGACAGUCUAGUACUGUCUAUUAGACUUCAUUUAAUUUCUCAAAACAGUCUUUGAACAGUUAGAUUUUUAUAAAGCCUGAUCUUGUUAUAAUGAGUCAUGUAUAUAAUCACUGAAAAGAUUUAAAAUACAUAAGUAGUAUUUACAUUGUAAACAAGGUCCACUGAGAGUUUCACCAAAAAAAUGGUAGACAGUAAAGACCGUGAUUCAUCUCUCUCUAAUAUGUUUUUAACAGGAACUUUACAUUUUCUCAUGUGUAAAAUAGUAGUUUUUUUCAGUUAUACAUAUUACAGUUUUUAAAUCUAAUAUUUAUUCAUCCUUUCCAUUAAUGGCUUGCAUAGCACCUGCAGUGUGUGUGUGUGGCAUUUUUGUAUCCUUGUAAAAGCCUGUAAUAUGUUUGCAUGAUGGUCAUCUGCUCCUGUAAAUGAAAUGUUGAGGGCUGUCCUGUAUAAAUGUUUUCAAAUAAAUAAAAAAAAUAUACUAAUUGAACUGGUCAAGUUAUGAUCUAAAAACUUUUACCAAAGGACA
Messenger RNA from Polyodon spathula (Mississippi paddlefish), 2094 nucleotides. RefSeq names its product transmembrane protein 182-like. Lineage: Eukaryota; Metazoa; Chordata; Actinopteri; Acipenseriformes; Polyodontidae. The record is from RefSeq and is a predicted model, not a curated record. Gene Ontology annotation, cellular component: membrane. The transcript is spliced from 5 exons. The coding region runs from base 136 to 879 and encodes 247 amino acids.